UUACCCGGACAAGAAGACGCUGUGUCGUCACUUCCGGUAGUUGCUUUUCAACAUGGAGUCGACAGGUUUGAAGAUGAGUUUCUGGGAGAACGGACCAAAGCCGGGCCAGUUUUACUCGUUCCCCGGCGGGACCGGGACCGGCACCGGCACCGGGACAUCAUGCGGACCGGUCCGACACACACUGCCCCUGAUGAGGGAGGUGGUGGAGAACAAGGUGGAGAUCACCAAGCAGGAGGCCCGGGAGCUGGUGGAGCGCUGCCUCAAGGUUCUGUACUACAGAGACGCUCGCUCCUACAACCGGCACGAGAUCGCCAUAGUAACAGAAGAGGGCGUGGAGAUCAUCGGUCCUCUGUCCUCAGAGACCAACUGGGACAUCGCUCACAUGGUCAGCGGGUUUGAAUGAAGACGAGCUGCGUCCACAACAACUGCAACUUAUCUCACAGUGUAGUUUUUUCUCAUGUUCAAUGCAACUUUUGUAUGAUGGAAAAUAAAUGUAUUAAAU
This is a messenger RNA of Etheostoma cragini (Arkansas darter), 502 nucleotides long. RefSeq names its product proteasome 20S subunit beta 4 (gene psmb4). The record is from RefSeq and is a predicted model, not a curated record. The coding region runs from base 53 to 403 and encodes 116 amino acids. The transcript has 4 exons. Lineage: Eukaryota; Metazoa; Chordata; Actinopteri; Perciformes; Percidae.